AGUAAAGUGAAGGUAGGAAAUGGUUACUAUACACUUCAAGGUUCUAAAAUAUAAUUAGUUUUUUCUGAUUUGAUCCACAACCGUAAAACAAGUUCAACCUCAAAAUUUGUUGCAAGCUACAAACUUCUCACUAUUUGAGGGGAAAAAGAAACAAAACGAGGCAGAAUUUUCCCACCCAUGCUGGAGAUUCCCGGGAGUUUGUAGUGACGUUCUCCUGUUUGACAGAUACAAAACGCAGCUUGGCCAAGGUUCAGCCAUUCGUGCUCUGGAAGAUUAACUUUGUACUCCGACGUUUUCUUUCUUCCAGCUUGACUGGAAGCUUGAGCGGAUCUCGCUUAUCACCCUUCCCCUUUCGACCACACGGCUUACUGGGGACGGCGCCCUCAGGACCGCGGCGCAGUGCAGUUCCUUUAAGGCGGCGCGCUGCGGAGCUAGAAAUCCCAGGAAAUAAUCUGGCUUCUCUGAUGCCUGAAAUGGCCUGUCUGGCUCCAGUCAUCUUAGAUCCUUCUCAGAUUGUAUAUUUCCCAGGAAAAACAGCCCCUGAUGCGCCGCGUCUUUCAUACUUCGUGAAUCAGAGGGCGAUCCUUCACGUCAUUUACCGAGGCAGUCAGAGCAACUUGUGUUGAAGCUUCUGACUAAAGCAGAAAAUGACAUUUAAACAGAUUUGCUGUGGAAAAUAAAAAAAAUAAAUAAAAAAAAUGUCCAUGAGGAGAUAAAUCGAGAGGAUGUACCGGUUCAACAAUGAGUUUCUCACUUCCCCAGGUUCCCCCUUCAUCAACGCGAUCAUCCACAAGGGUUUUGACGAGCGACACGCCUACAUCGGCGGCAUGUUCGGGGCGGGGAUCUACUUUGCAGAGAACUCCUCUAAAAGCAACCAGUACGUCUACGGGAUCGGUGGAGGGACGGGGUGUCCCACUCACAAAGACCGCUCCUGCUACGUGUGUCACAGACAGAUGCUGUUCUGCCGGGUGACUCUCGGCAAGUCGUUCCUCCAGUUCAGCGCCAUGAAGAUGGCGCACGCCCCCCCGGGUCACCACUCGGUCAUAGGGCGACCCAGCGUCAACGGGCUGGCGUACGCAGAGUACGUCAUCUACAGAGGGGAGCAGGCUUACCCAGAGUACUUGAUCACCUAUCAGAUUAUGAAGCCAGAGACUCUGGCUGCGCCCGCUGCCACUGCUGAGCAGAAGUCCUAAAGGACCGUCACAGCUGGAACUGAAGAUGACCAGAACAAUUUCCUUAACGGACCGUAAGCGAAGGAGGGGGGGAAAAAAACAGUCCACACCUCUGACGUGAAGUCUCUGGAGCCGAGUCCGAGGGGGUUGAUGUGAAAUAAUCCCUCGAAAGAUGCUGAAAUAUGCUAAAAGAGCAGACUGAGUCGGGCUUAACCUGUAAGUUCAGUCCAAAGUCAGCAGACGGCAGAAAUCCAUUCUUAUUUAGUGUGAUGAUAUGGAGGAGACGCAGGUUGUUCAGCCGUUUAGAGGCUCAGUCACAAAAGCCACAGACUCUUUGCUGUUUUGGUACCUGUGUGCUGCUCGUCCGUUCUGUCCUCACAUCUUAAUGGUUUGUUUUGACAGCCGGUCCCUCUUUUGCUGCUUUGAAUCAUUCACAAUGAGAAAUUUAGCAGCGGUCACGCCGAGAGAAAAGAAAUUCAGAGCGUUUAAUCUAACAUUUCCACCCUGUGGGGCUGAACAAGACAGAAGAAGACAGCGUGAAAUGAGUCUAAACAGAAAUAACAAGAGCACUGUAGACAAAUUACACCCCGGAGGCGAAAAAACCAAAGGCUAAUGGGACGCAGUCGGACCACAAUCCAACGCUGCAGACGUUCCGCUGCACUCUGUUAAAGGGACCAGCUUCGCUUUGCAGCCAGUUUUGGGAUAAAUCAGCUCAUUUACAGAGCAGCCGGAAAACAUUGAACCCAAAAAUAUGGACGCUAAUAACAAAAAUAAUAACAAUACACACAGUACUUUUGCAAAAGUAUCCAGAACCACUGAGCUUUUUUUGCAAUUCCACAUUAUAACCACAACCCUCAAUGUAUUUAAUUGGGAUUUUAUUUUAUAGACCAACAGGAAGUAGUACGUUAUUUUAAAGUGGAAGGGUACGUUACUCGGUCUGUCUGUUCUCUGAUGUUCCCCAAUAAACAUUCAAGGCCUUCAUGCACAGCUCUCUCCACAUGAAGAGAGUUGCUUGCAUUUGAUUUUAUUUUGAAGCAUCAGGGUAAAGAGGGCUAAAUGCAAAUGAAUGCCACACUUUUCAGAUUUCUAUUUGUGGAAAACCUUUAAAACUUAGAAGUUUUCGAGGACAGAAAAUGUUGAUUAUUCUUCCGUCUGCCAAACUGUUAUCCGCUAUUACACAGUUGGAGUGUCACGGAAAUCUCUUUUGAAAUUCAUUGGAAUUUGUAGCUGUACGAUUUGUGAUGCAAGAAAAUUCGACUGGUUUGAAGACUUUUGCUGCGUACUGUGUGUUCUUAUUGUGUUACUGCUCAAUUUCUGGUCUUAAUUUGAGAGAACAUGAGAUUUUUGAGGUGUUUAGUAAAUCUCUCCUCUCUGCUCUUAGAAUCACCUAAAAUAGUUCCAACUUUAUCAAUAAGAAUGUUUAAAAUCGUAAAAAAAAAAUACACUUACUGCUGCCUUUCCAGACCAUAACUAAUAUUUGCACACAAGCACCUACACAGUUUAUUUGGCACAAAUUAAAGACACUACUGUGAAGGAUUGGUUAAAAAAAAACAAAAAAAAAC
Messenger RNA from Poecilia latipinna (sailfin molly), 2734 nucleotides. Its product is annotated as tankyrase-1-like. Gene Ontology annotation, cellular component: nucleus. Gene Ontology annotation, molecular function: NAD+ poly-ADP-ribosyltransferase activity. The coding region runs from base 726 to 1193 and encodes 155 amino acids. NCBI's taxonomy places the organism in Eukaryota, Metazoa, Chordata, Actinopteri, Cyprinodontiformes, Poeciliidae. The record is from RefSeq and is a predicted model, not a curated record. The transcript is spliced from 3 exons.